Diuraphis noxia (Russian wheat aphid) is the source of this 1785-nucleotide messenger RNA. Its product is annotated as tigger transposable element-derived protein 6-like. The record is from RefSeq and is a predicted model, not a curated record. NCBI's taxonomy places the organism in Eukaryota, Metazoa, Arthropoda, Insecta, Hemiptera, Aphididae.
AUGCAAUUGUUUUUGGUUGUAAAAGGUUUCACCAAUAUUUUAUAUGGUCAAAUUGUCAAGGUACAGACAGAUCAUAAGCCUUUAGUUUCACUGUUCAAAAAGCCUUUACAUUCGGUCCCUACUAGAUUACAGCGUAUGAUGUUAAAUAUUCAAUCUUAUCAUCUUGAUGUUGAAUAUGUCCCUGGUAAACUGAUGGUUUUAGCGGAUACAUUGUCAAGGRCUCCACUUCCAGACUUUAAUGARGACAAUAUARAUGAAGAAUUAAUCUUGCAAGUUCAAGCAUUUUCUGAAAACUUAGCCAUUGGAAAACAAUAUCUUGUCAAAAUAAAAAAUGAAACUUUAAAUGAUAUAGUAUUGCAGAAAAUUAAAAAUAUUUAUGAAAUUCAUGUGAUUGAUGACUUAGUCUUUAAGGUUUAUUGUUUAAUUGUACCUACUAAACUUAGAUCUGAUAUGUUAAAACUUAUUCAUGAAGGCCAUAUGGGUAUUGAACGCUGUAGAAAUCAAAUAAAAGAUGUAUUGUUCUGGCCAGAUGUUCGUUCCAGAAACGUUCCUCUGACCGGUCCUUUAAUUCGAGAAAAAGCCUUAGAAUUUGCUAAAAUGCUCGAAGUUGAGAAUUUCCAAGCAAGUGUCGGAUGGUUAAAUCGUUUCCGUGAGCGGUAUGGUGUGUUGUCCAAAUGCAUUUCUGGAGAGGCGAGUGACGUGCCAAUGAAUUCUGUUAACGAAUGGCGAAAUGGAGAAGUUGCUGCACUCAUCAAGAAAUACAACCCGGACGAUGUCUUUAAUGCGGAUGAAGCUGGAGUGUUUUUUCAGCUUGAACCAAAAAGGACAUUAGCCCUUAAAGGAGACAAGUGUGUAGGGGGUAAAGCUUCCAAACAACGCAUCACCGCUCUGUUCUGUUGUAACAAAUCGGGAACGGAGAAACGAAAAAUCCUCAUCAUUGGCAAAUCUGCAAAACCUCGUUGUUUUAAAAACUGUAAAUCAUUGCCAUGCAUCUAUAAAUUUAACAAGAAAGCAUGGAUGACCCAAAUAAUUUUUAAUGAUUGGUUGAUAGAUUUUGAUACAGAAAUGAAAAAGAAGAAGAGGAAAAUUCUUCUUCUUAUCGACAACUGCACUCCACAUAAUGCACCACCAAAAUUGGAUAACAUUCGUGUGGAAUAUUUCCCACCUAACUGCACAGCUGUACUUCAACCUCUUGAYCAAGGUAUCAUCAGAGCUAAAAAUAUCCAAAGAAAAUGCAAUGUGAAGGAAGCUAUCGAAUGGAUAUGCGGAGCUUGGGAUGAUAUCAGUCMAUCAACAAUAACUAACUGUUGGAAACAUGCAACCACAACCAAAGACGCCAAUUCUGUUUCAGAAGUGGCCGAAUAUGAUGAAUCAAAUACCCACGAUAUCCAACAAUCUGAGUUAGAGCAAAUUUGGAGCACUGCAAAAAAGAAAACGUCGCUUCCCKACGACGUGAAUUUAGAAGAUUAUCUUGGUGCAGAUGACAACGUUUCAACAUGUUAUGAACUAACCGAAGUAGACAUCGUUCAAUCCAUUAAAGACAGCAAAGAUGAGGCCACCGAUGAAAGUAGUGGAGACGAAGACGAAGAAGCUGUGAUGGGAAAUGAUGUGCGCAAUGUCACUUCAUCAGAAGCCUUAACAAGUUUGGAAGUAAUGCGAACAUUCAUUACAUCACAGAGUGAUGUACCAGACUUCAUCUUUACAAACAUUCACCAACUACAAAAUUAUUUACUUUCUAUUAAAACAGCAAACCUUGUUCAAAAGAAAAUUGUUGAUUUUCUAUAA